Molecule: messenger RNA, 2918 nt
Organism: Lonchura striata (white-rumped munia)
Lineage: Eukaryota; Metazoa; Chordata; Aves; Passeriformes; Estrildidae
Source: RefSeq, a predicted model, not a curated record
AGCCGCAGCGCCGCCGGGGCAGCGGGCAGGAGGUGGCGGCGGGCCCCGCGCCGGUACCUGCUGAGCCGGCGGCCCCCGCGGCCCGGCCCGGCGCCGUCGGGAGCGCGGGGCAGCGCCCGCCGCUGCGGAGCCAUCGCGCCUCCUCCGCCUCCAGCGAUGCGCUCGGCGCGCCGCGCCCCGGCCUGCCGGCCUGCCUCACCGGGGAACGCGCUGGGCUGCCGAGAGUGAGGGGAAGGAGCCAGCGCAGAGCCGGGAGCGGCGGCACCGGGACGGGGGGACAGAAGGACAACGGCACAACGGGACAGCCGGGCGCGGGCGGGCAGCGCCGGGAGAGCGGGGCAGGGGCGGCGGGGCGCGGCCGGGCGGGGUGCGCAGGGACAGGCCGGGCGGGGUGUGCCGGGGAGACAGGCCAAAGCAAUCGAGGCCAGAGCAUGUGGCGGCGCCUGGUGCACCUGGACCUGAAGGGCGCCGCGCCGCGCGUGGAGUACCUGGAGCAGGUGCUGCCACUGCUCCGUGCCCUGGGUGCCACCGGGCUGCUGCUGGAAUAUGAGGACACCUUCCCGUACACGGGGCCGCUGGAGCUGCUGCAGGCCCCCCACGCCUACAGCCCCGAGGAGCUGCGGGCGCUGCUGAGCCGGGCGCGGGCGCAGGGCCUGGACGUGGUGCCGCUGGUGCAGAGCUUCGGGCACAUGGAGUUUGUGCUGAAGCACAGGGAGUUUGCCCAUCUGCGGGAGGUGAAGGCGCUGCCCAACGCCCUGAACCCGCACAAGGAGGAGUCACUGGCACUGGUCAAAGCCAUGAUUGACCAGGUCAUGGCCCUGCACGAGGACUUGCGGUGGUUUCACAUCGGAUGUGAUGAGGUCUACUACCUUGGCGAAGGAGAGGAGUCAAAGCAGUGGCUGCAGCAGCAAAACAACACUCCAGAGAAGCUGUGCUUAUCCCACAUAAAAGCAGUUGCCACUUGUUUGGCCUGGUCUUACCCCAUGGUGACACCCAUCGUGUGGGACGACAUGCUCAGGGGGAUGAGUGAGGAAACACUGGCAGAGUCCGGGGUCCCACAGCUGGUGCAGCCCAUGAUCUGGGACUAUGCAGCAGACAUCGACGUGGUAGGCAAAGUGCAGCUCGUAGAGAAGUACCGCAGGUGUGGCUUCUCCAAGGUGUGGUUUGCAAGUGCCUUCAAGGGAGCCACGGGGGUGAAUCAGUCUCUCACACUGAUUGGGCACCACCUCAGGAACCAGCUGGAGUGGCUGCAGGUGGCCAGCAGGAGCCCUGCUGAUGUCCUCGAAGGUAUCGCGCUGACCGGCUGGCAGAGGUAUGAUCACUUCUCUGUUUUGUGUGAGCUUCUCCCUGUGGGAAUUCCAUCCCUGGCCGUGUGUCUGCAGGCACUAAAGAAUGGUGGCUAUUCUGAAAAGAUUAAAGAAAAUGUGGAAAAUCUCCUGGGAAUACCUAACCUGGAAAUUGAUAGUUUCAUGAGCCCAAGUCUGGGGACGUUUCCUGGGAGCAAUGUCCUCACCCUUGUGACGCAAAUCAGUUUCCACCUCAAGUCAUCAGUGGAUGAACUUCUGGAAAGGAACAGGUAUGUCACAGGCUGGUUUAGCCCCUACCACAGGAAAAAGAAGAUUAUUCAUCCUAUUGUACUGCACCACUUCCAGCCAGAUGCAGUCAGUCUCUUCUCCAAGUGGAAUGCUGUGGUGCAAGACCUGCAAGCAGCCAUGGAGCAAGUUUUCCACAGGUGUGCUAUAGAGGAAUGGAUGGAGGAGAAUGUCCACCCCAGCCUACAGAAGCUGCAGCAGGUGCUGGAUGAUUUAGAGGAAGCAAUAAGAGCACAAAAUUAGGGGCAUUUCAAUUAGUCUGACUCACUCCCUGGGAAAACAUGACUACUGUUGGCUAGCCCUUGAGCUGGAGUUUGUCAUCUUGAGAGUAGAAGCAUGAACUGUGGUUAAACAAAAGUGACCUGAAGGCAUUAAGGAAUUUAUUAGCAUAAAACACUUCCAUUUUCCUGUCUUAACACAUGCUAAGCCUUAAUUCACCUGCCUGGAAGUCAGGUAUUAAUAAGAGAAUGCAGGAGUGAGUCACAGCUCACUCUCCUACAAGGCAGGAGAAAACCCAGUUUCUUCCAAAUUCAGAAUUUGUAGCAACAGACUCUUACAUAACAAUGACCUGGGAAAGCUCUGCCCUAAUAUUUAGGAUACUUUAAAAAUGUUUGGGUCAUUAUGUUCUGUACCAUAACUCCUUCACCUGUCAGCUGUGCUCUGAGUUGUGUCCCACCAUUCCAUCAAGGGGAAUCAGGAGCUCCUCCUGGGCUUGGAGGGAAGAUGCCUUAACACAUUGGGCUGCUUCACUUUCUGCCAGAGCACCACCAAAGCUCAGCUGGUGCCAUCCCCACAGAAAAGCACCACCCCACUCACUGAGGCAUCUGUUUAGCUGUGUGCAACCUGAAAAUGCAACCUGCACUUUCCAGCUCUGUCCCAAUUUGAGCCAUGACUAAAGCUACUAAAUAUAAGGAAAAAAAUGCUGGUUUAGUCUGCUUUAAAUGUCAAACUUGUCAUAAUGUAUAGAAAUGUAUUUUGGGGAUUUUUGGUGAUUAUCCAAAUUCUCCACUAAAUGGAAAUAAUUCAGAAGUAUGGUAGUUAAGUAUGUUACUCCAGCAUGAAUAUUCAAAAUAUUUAUUUUUGUGCUUCAUUUAUUCCUUUCUUUAAUUUUUUUGAAGCACUGGUGUUGAAAUUUUCUUGGAACAAAACAUACAAAAAGUAAAACUACAGCAUAAGACAAGCUUCAAGUGAUUCAAUGAGAGCCUCAGUCACUAGAAAUGCAAAUCUUUAUCUAAAAGGAACCAAUUGCUCUGUAUACCUGUCACAUAGCUUGAACUAAACAAGAUCUUAAUUUAUUUUACUUGAAUAAAACCUUUGAUACUCAAA